Messenger RNA from Acanthamoeba castellanii str. Neff, 3879 nucleotides. RefSeq lists its product as uncharacterized. The transcript has a single exon. The record is from RefSeq and is a predicted model, not a curated record. Gene Ontology annotation, biological process: extracellular matrix organization. Lineage: Eukaryota; Discosea; Longamoebia; Acanthamoebidae. Bases 1 to 3879 code for a protein of 1292 amino acids.
AUGUUGGAGGACAAGCUGUUGUUCCUCCUGUUACUGGUCUUGGCCAGCGUAGCGAUGGCCGCCGGCCUGGCGCCCAGCAAGCGGCAGCUCUUCGCCAACCCCACGUACGCCUGCGCGCUGCGCUCCACCGGCCACGUAGACUGCUGGGGACAGGAUCCAGGCGGAGGAUCAGUCGCGGCCCCCACUAACCAACAGUUCUGGGCCAUCUCAUCGGGUGUCGCGUUCACGUGCGCCCUUGCCUACGAUGGCCACGUCCAAUGCUGGGGCGAUGGCGCGAAGUCCUACUCCUCGACGGCGCAGUCUGUCAUGGUUCGCAACGACACCCUGUGCGUGCGAACCGACGACCUCCACUUCGAAUGCCCCGGGUCUGACCCAGACAACCUCGUUGGAUCAUACACGUUCAGUAAGCUGGCUUUCACUCAUAACCGGACCUGUGCAGCCCAUUCUUCCAGCGGUACUAUUGUGUGCUGGAACAGAGCUGGGACUCUUCUGGCGUGGUCGACGAUAGACAUGGCCCAGAUGGUGAUGAGCGACUCGUGGACUUGCGGCGUAGAACAGGGCACAGGCGCACUUCAGUGCAUGGAGGUGGCCGAGGAGUACGAUGAUUACGGACUACCCCUACCGGUGGCUCAGCCUCCGCCGCCCCCAGAGGGAAUAUUCCUGCCAGGUACCCUCGUGUCGAAUGGCGAUGACUUCUGCGCGCUGAGCGUGGACCACAUGGCCGCCUGCUGGGGCAACAGCUUCCCAGCGGGGACGCUGAACUCGGUUGCCACGACCGCCUUCGUACAGCUGACACUUGGUGAGAGAUUCGCCUGCGGUCUCCAAGCCAGUGGUACCCCCCUUUGCUGGGGCGACAACACCCACGGGGUGAUGAGCCCGCCCGAUGGCGUGACAUUUGUGCUCCUGGCAGCAAGCAGCGGCUACGUGUGCGGCAUGCGCGAAGACGAGGUGACGGUCUGCUGGGGUGCUAAUGCGCCGACCGACCGGCCCUGCCCCACGGCCUGCUUCCACAACGGCACCCUUGACGCGGACGAGUGCCGCUGCCAAUGCCCCUCAGUUGAGCGGAACUGUACGUGCCCGGUGGACAGCUGCAAGAACGGCGGCCGUGUGCAGAACGAUGGGUCCUGCUCCUGUGAGUGCCACAAUUCCUGCAGCACCGGCUGUGUUCGCCAGGCUGACUGCUCAUGCCGCUGCCCAGCGACCCCGCCACCCCCAAAUCUGUCUGAUGUGCCCGGCAGCGCGCCCCAGUCAGCGCUGUCGUAUAGGAUCUCUGGGGGCGAGUCCACCCUCCCGGUAGAGAAGAUCACCGGUCAGACCAUUCCCGACGCUACGGAGUGUCGCAAGGUUCUGGUCUACCUGCGCCUUGCCGACACGGCUGUCUGGAGCGGAGCCAGCUGCGCAGAUUCGGGGAGCCUGUUCGUCGGCGCAAACAUGGCCAACCUGGACAUCAACCAGCACCGCAUGGCCUCGGUGAGGUUGUCGGGCGACAAGAACGGCGGCUGGCUCUACCGGAUCAUCAAGUGCGUUCCUGAGAACAACACCCUACUGAUAUGUCCCCUCAACUGGAGCAUGGACUCGGUCCACUGCCCCGGACCGGACAGGGACUGCUCCCAGUGCCUCCCGCGGGGCCGAGGUUCGACCAACACCACUGACUACUCGAGCACGUGUACCAAGGGGCCGGCUCCGGAUCAAGCCAGUCAACUGAGUUCGGUAGUCCUGGCCGGCGGCUACUCGGGCUACCACGCCGAGCGGAGCGGAUCCUCCAACUGGCAAGUGCCGCUUCCGCAGGGUGUCACCUGUGCAACGCGGUUCCUCAUGUUCCGCUCGCAGGAGUGGGUGUUGGAAUUCGACGGGUGGUGGACCUAUACGGGCUUCUUGCUCGUGAAGCUCCACGCAGAUGGAAACGGCGACUAUUCGUACAUCUACCACGGUUGCAACGAAGCUAGCUCCUCGAUCCUGCUGGAACCUCGCAAUUGGGCCAUCUCUCCCCUACACUGCCCCGACCUGGACUGCUCCUCAUGCUUGGCGUCUUCACAGCAGGACACUUGCUUGCCUAGCAACAUGGUUCCCUAUGGAUUGGAAGCCACUGCUGGGCUUAACAACAGCAUGACUCUAUCUUGGCGCGACGCUGGAGCACCACCUGGCACCAUCUACGCCGUCUACAUUUCGAGUGCCAACACCCCCGCGAUCAGAUACAUCACUUCGUCGAGGCUGUUGCAGGUCGAUCUUAGUGGCACUGGGCUGGGAACUCGCCUACAGGCAAGAGUGGUUCGAGUGUACUGCCCGACCACCUGUCCGACUGGUGGUUGUUCCUUCAACUCCUCUGGCGGCGUCCAGCUUGCCCGGUCGGUGGCGGAGCGCGACGAGUGUGAGGACGGAGUGGUUGAUUGCAUGGGCGUGUGCAACGGCACGGCCCUCCGCAAUCCGUGCGGCGUGUGCACACUGCCGGCCGACUACUACAUGGGCGACGACUAUUGGGUGGACUGCGCCAACACCUGUGGUGGCUCGGCCUACAUCAGCGAGUGCGGCGUUUGUGUCGGUGGCCGCUCUGGUCUUGCACCAAACGCACACAAGGAUUGCCAAGGGACGUGCUUCGGCAAGGCCACUCGCGACGAGUGCGGCGUGUGCCACGACGAGGACGACCACCGCUCGAGCCGGGACUGCACUGGCAUGUGCGGCGGCCAGGCCGUGGUGGACGAGUGCGGCCAGUGCGUGCUGGGCACCACCGGGCGCGAGAUGAACGCCGCCAAGGACUGCGCUGGUCAGUGCUUCGGCAAGCGCCUCCCCACCGACCCCGCAUGUCAGUGUGAGCGCGAGGAGCUGGACAGUUGCUUCGUGUGUGGCGGCGACAACUCCACGUGCGCGGGCUGCGAUGGUGUGCCCAACUCGGGAAUGGUGCGGGACCUGUGCGGCGUGUGCGGCGGCGACAACACGACGUGCUGCUUCCUGCCCUUCGCCCAGGCCACCGUCGUCAUCCGCGACUUCCAGGCCAUCGCGCUGCGCACCACGCUGGACGCCGGCGAGACUCUCCUCGUGCAGAACCUGCACGAGGGCCGUGCCUACACUGUAACACUUUCACAGCUCGACGACGGCGAGGCCCUGCCGCCGCGCAUUUUCUCGGAGCUGCGGCCAGGCAACGCCCUGCGCAUCGAGAUCUCGCAACCCGGCAAGUACCGACUGACCACGGUGGAGAGCAGCACCGUCUCGGCUGUCUUCACCGUUCGCUAUAACGCAAAGACCCCCGAUGCGUGUGGACACUGCAUCGACACCGAACUCUUAAGCGACGCCUUGCCUCUGCAUAUGGAGGCUUACGAGCACUGUUGCUCGGUCAUGGAGUCGAACAACGUGCAUGCCUGGUUUGCCACCACGCACUACCACGACGACCUGGCUCUCAGUACUACAACCCGCGUGGUCCAGCGUUCGGAGAACUACCAGAGCGCGCCCGUCAGGCAUCAGCUGCGCCUUGUGAAGCCGCAUAUGGUGGACACUUCGGUGUGGAGCGCCGUGGGCCAGCGGCUGGCGGUGGGCGACCUUGUGGUGCUCGAGAACCGCGACCUGCUCGACCACGUGAUCUCCAUCACAGGGCCGCAGCCCAUGCCCGACGUGGUGCUCGACCGCGGCACCGUGGCCGUCGUUGGGCCGGUGCUCACGCCCGGUUCCUACCGCGUGGAGUCCAAGACCAACCUCAUCAACACCACCUUUACCGUCGAGUUCACCUUCGCCUGCACCGUUCACGCCCACGAGGAGCAGCUGCCGGAGGGGGAGUACCACGGCUUCACCCUCGCGGUGAUGUUGCUGUUGCUGGCUGCUGGCGUUGUGGUGGCGGCGGCGGUCUACCUUAGAGCGCAGAAAGGUGCCAUCAGCAGACUUGCGCUGUGA